CGACACAACUGGUAGCGGUGUUCUCAAUACUGCCACCGAGACGGGUAAAUAUUUAUUUUUAUUUCAUUGGGUUAUUGUCAGGUUGGUUUUCGGCUUGCGUUUUCAGAACGUCGUUUGUUUUCCCGGAAACUUGAACUUAUAUAAUAUAGGCAUUAGCAAUGAUUAGUAUAAUACAAAAUAUAAUGAUUACUUACGCAAGCUUCAGUUGAAAAUAUUGUUCAUAGAUUGCGAUAACGAUUAUGGUCGACCAGUCUACGUUAUUAUUAUGGCCAUAAAUUAUAAAUGGAUAUAGAGCCUAUCAGUGGCGACGCGAGGGCAGUUUUUUUAGUCUCGCGACUCAAGUCAUCGGGUGUGUGGAUAUUGGUACAACGGUAAGGAAUAGGAAUAGCGGAUUUAGUAAUUGAAUAUAAAUGAAUAAUAAAUAAGUUUUCAAACUAUAGGUGAGGUUAUUUAUUAUAAUACUAACCUGUUGUUAGUAUUUUAAUCAAUAAAAUCUAACGGGACUUGUGAAGUAAAAUAUCUCGCGCCGCCACUGGGACUGAUGUUCGAAUAUUAACAUUUUAUGUGAAUAUAACGCAAUUUGUGUGCAUAUUUAAUUCUUUUUUCACGGUUUUAAUCGUAACUAAACAAAAAAUCGCACGAAAGUAAAUCACCAGAAUGUAAUAAGGUACAAAUAAUAGUCGGUAAGGAGAAAAUCAAUUUCGGCAAAGUUAUUAGCCACGAAACGUAAAAAUUUACAAAAUUUUGAUAAAUCAUCACCCUAAAAUUACCAUUGAAAACAUUUUUUUUUUUCAUGCAAUCUUGUAUUAUUAGACAGGGAACAAAAAAUAUAAAAAUGCUCUCUCUUGAAAAAAAAAUUGUUUCUUGGUUCACGCUAAUGAGUUAAUUUACGAGCACCGUACACAUAAUCGAUGAUUAAUUUCUUAUAUUAUAAUCCUUGUCAAAAACGCAUUGAAAACAAUUUAUUAUAACAUAAAGUCGUAGAUAUGCAUCAUAGAAAUAUAAUAUUAAAUCCUAAAUCGUGAAACUGUACCUACACCAAGUGGCUAAAAGUCCAAAGAUAUAAUACAAAUUAUGUCUUUUAAAUUCAGCCAUUCCAAACGUUCUCGGUGCUUAAUAUUAUGUUUACACCACACAAUCAUGUAGGUUUAAAAUAAUACCUGUAGAAGCAUUGAUCUUCAAAUUUAUUAUUUUAAUAAACAAAUAUGAAAACGAAACAUUUUAAACUUUAAUUUAUGCGAUUGGUUUUAUUUUAUUUCAGAUUUGGCACCAGGUACAAAUUUUGACUCACAGAUGAGGUAUGUAGAUGAUUAUCAUUAAUUAAUAUUUAAAUUGGUACCUAUAUAUGAAAGCUGCUUGCGAUACAACCGGUCAAUUAGCGUCUACGUCACGCUCUUCUUAUCAGUCUGUUAUCAAUAAUAAAUGGAUCAUUUGAUUCCAAACAAUCCCAUUAACAUAUAUAAUAUUAAAAUAUGAGUCGGUACUUACCUACAAACCUACAAGAUUUCACUAUUAAUAAAAAAGACUUACUCAAAUGAGGAUUUAGCAAUAAAAUAAAAAUAUCUAAGUAAGUACUUAUUAAAUCCUUAAAAUGUAGAAUAUAAGAAUUUUAAAGUUAAUUUACAUAACAUUUAUAUGAAUAUUUUUAUUUUUUUGGAACCAACCAACUUACUUGAUUAUAAUUGUUAUCACAUAAUAUGACGUCUCACUAAUCACUUCUAUUAAUACCAAUUAACCUAUUAACACUGACCUAUUAACAAAUUGAGACAUUUUAAAUCCUAGCUGUUUUGUAAUAUAUUGAGCAUUGGUUUUGUAUUACUUUUGGACUUCCAAUCGGCUUGUUACUUGUCCAAUUAUUGUGAAUAUAGGUUAAUCGCUCCAUUACACUCCCUUCUCUCCAUGUUUGCGUACAUUUUGAAUACUUAGGUUUACAAUACGAUCAAAAAGUGUUCAUCAUUUAUCUUCAUCUAGGUAAUUAAAUUACCGUGUAUCAUAUUAUAUCAUUUAAUCUUUAUUUGGACUUAUUAACGAUUAUACGGUACUAUAUUAUUAUUAUUGUUAUUAUUAUUUUUUUAUCAAAGAGAUUUUAACAUAAAUUAUGAUAAUAUCUCAACAAUUUAAGUUGAUAAAAUUAGGAAAAUAAAUAGUUAAAGCUCACGCAAUUCGAUUUUAAUGCCCGAUUGAAUUACAAAAUUAAGAAUGCACCAAGUUAUUAUACUUGUAUUAUUCGCUGAAAGAGUAUUUAUAAGGGAAAAGACACCGAGAUUUUAUAUGUAUAAUCGUUGCUUUCAAAUUAGUGAAGACUGCAGAGAUGGCGAGUAGGUAGUAUCUGCAAAAUCCAGUAUUCGUAUAUUCCCGUUUAUAAUAAUAUUAUUUUAUGUUUCCUAAAGUGUAAAAACAUUUUUUGUCCAUAUUAACGUUACGUGCUGUUUUAUCUUUUGAAAUCCUUUUAUUUAAAUUAUUUUAUUUACAUAAAGAAAAUGACUGACAUUUUAUUAUUUAAAUUUCUGUUUUACUACACAAUGUAUAUGCAUGUGGUGUGUAAGAUAUAUGCAAUAAUUUUAAGAAGACUGACAAAAGAAACAUUAUUAUAAUAUACCCAAGUCAUUUUGUUGAAUUGUAUUUUAUAUCAAGUUUCAUUAUUCAAACUUUUAUUUUUGUUUUUGAAUUCAAGCCCGUUACUGAAUUAUUAUUAUAACCACGACGUUAUUUAUAUUUUAGUAAGCUAAUAUUUUCCAGACGCAUAGCAGACACAGUAUCUGUAUAUAAAAGUUGUCCAAAAUCGAAAUAUAAUAGUUUAUUUUUUCGUAGAAAGCAAGAAAAAAGAUCUAGCUAACCGAAAAUCAACACAAAUUUGCAACUACACCUGAGUGAAAUAUAAUUUAUUAAUUAGCAUGAAAUUGGCCUUCUGAAAGAGUUGUUAAUUUUAGAUUCUGAGUGUUGCAAAAUUGUCAAGAUGGUACUUUUGGGAAGUCAUUUCUUGAUUUUCCAAGCAGUUUUCAUAAUAUCUGGGAAAAACUAGUAUAAAACGUAAGAAGAUCGGGAAAUUUAUGAAAAUAAUGCUUUGAUUAUUUUUCAAUUUGUUAUUUGUUGCAAUUCAGUUAAAAAUGUUCGUGGAGACUUGAGAUUUAAACAAAAAAAUAUAUUCGUCUUUUCUAGACAUGGUAAAAUUGUCGAAAUAUUUUUGCCAUUUUUGAGCUAUUUAUAGACAUUUUAAUUUACCGAGUUUUGUAUGUAAUUUUUAUUCGGUAGUGUCUCUUUAGUAAAAUUAUUAGACAUGAACAGAAAUGCUUGAAAAUUUAGCAGGAGGUUUAUUAAGAAUCUUACUUUGUAGUCAAAAAAAAAGAAAAUUGAAAUUAAUAUAGUAUUUUUUUUUAAUAAGAGAAUUUUAGUAUCAAACAUUGACGAAAAUCGUUUGAGUAAAACAUUAUGUAGAACGAAUCUAAUUUAUCAAUUUUAUAUUAUGUUAACUAACUCUAUAUUGUACCUCUUUAAGCAUAUUUGCCGUGAUGUGUAAUGGUUAUUUAUGUCUAUUAUAAUCCUAGGGGUGCUUAGUUUAAACCAAUGUAUUGAAAAAAAAUUGUUUGCAUUUUUUUUCCAUUUUACUUAAACAAGGAAAAAACAAAUGCAUUUUGGAUGUACCUAGAGAUCCAAGCCAUCGCCUUCUCGGAAUAUUUUAAUCGCAAAAUACCCCUCGAUUUGUUGUAUAAGCUUUUCUACCAAAAAUCUUGCUCCAAUGUAUUAGGUCUAACUUAUUUUCUGAAAGGAAAUUUUAUUUCCAUGGCAACUUGGGAAGGUCUUUUUUAGAUUUUCUUAGGACUUUUCCCAGGAAGUUUGAAAAACCGGGAAAAAAACAUUGGAAAAACACGGGAAAAUCGGUACAAUAUUAAACAAGUAUUAUUAAAGAAAAUAUUUUUAAUUUAUUUAAUUUCUAUUUAAUUUUGUUACCAUAAUAUGACAUAUAUAUUGUUGACAAAGUAUCACUAUUAACUGAACUGCGCUCAGAAUCGUUUUUUCGUUAGCAAUGGUUUAUUGUUGUUUACAGAUAUACAGUGGGUCAAAAAAGUCUCCGUACAUUGAUGUUAGAUUUCUUCCAUUACACACAAUGAUAAUUAAAAAGUUGAAUAACUUUAUAUUUUUNUUUUAGAAAAAUAAAGCAUAUAUAUUAAUUAUUUUAUUAUUUACGUGUAUAUUUAUAAAUAAAUGUAGAAAAAUAACAACAAAAAAGUUUCCGUACAACAUAACAUAAAUAUUUUUAACUUAAUACAAUACAAUAAUUAUUAUCACUUUAUUAUAAUUAAUGGUCAAUUGGUCUUCCUUUAGCUUUAAUUACUUCGUGCAUUCGCUUUUCCAUUGAUUCAACUAAUUUGAUUGUAACAGUAGGGUCAAUACUGUUCCAUAUUUCAAGUAUUGCAUUUUUCAAUUGAUCUUUGUUUCGAAUUUGAUAAUGUUUUAGACGUCUACCUAUUUCAUCUCAUACAUUUUCUAUCGGAUUCAUGUCUGGUGAUUGUAGAGGUGUGUUAAGUUGCUUUGUCACUCGGUACAACAACCAUUCUUUAACUUUUUUUGCGGUAUGUUUUGGGUCGUUAUUUUGUUAAAAAAUAAACGAAUUACCAAUGUUUAGGUUGCACUAGCAUGCAAAUUAUUUCUUGUUUAAAUAUAUAUUUUAAUCCAUAAUUCCAUCGAUAAAUACCAAAUUACCAACACCAGUAGCGCUCAUGCAGCCCCAAACUAAUACAUUAUCACCUCCAUGUUUUACUGUUGUGUAAUGUUAUGCUCACAUGACAUAAUAUUAUAACUGUAUAAUUAUUUAUUAUUUAUAUCAUUACAAAAAUGUAACUAAAAGAUUCAAAUAUGGCCGAGUACUUGGUAUUUCACAAAAGGUAAAUAAUUUAAUAAAUCUAACGGAUCGUUCGCUAUUCGAGAGGGAUGCAAGCUUAUCUACAAGCAAAAUAAUUUAUAUAUGUAUCAAAUAUAACAGAACUGCAUGCCAUCUGCUACGGCCCUUUGAGGACACUGCCGCCUCAGUCAUACUAUUGUAUAUUGUCUUCUUUUCACAAUUCGAGUAUUACUUAUUUUAUAUCGACAUUGACGCGAUUUCCGUCUGUUCCAUCUUUUUAAGCACACAAAUUCCAGUGAUUUUCUAUCAUUCGAGAAAAAUCAACAUCCAAUCAUUUACCAUCAUUUAGAACAUUCAAAUAUAAGUGAUAUAAAAUUAAGCAAUAAAUACUCAACAUCAAUCGGCCCUUUGAUGAUACCGCCGUGCCGUCAUCAUUCUUUCACACUAUAUACCGUUACAAUUAUUUCAAUACAAAUUUCAAAUCUACGCAUAACACUUUUUUUAUGGUUGACCUUUUUUUAUUGGCUUAUAUAAACACAUACAAUUUAACGGUUUUUUCUAUUGAAAAUGAAGCGUCUUGAUCCCUCUAGAAACCCCAAAACGAACAUUCUGUCGAGAAUCCCACACACAGCAACAACUACGAACCACCAACUUCUUUCGAGGAUCUCUCUCGAAUAGCUAGCUCCGACUUUUAGCAGCUAUAAUCAUUCGUAUUCGAUUUAUUUAUUAACUCACUUGGUGUUAAGUGUUAAUUAAUUAAAUUAAUUUAUCUUAAUUAAAUUGUGACUGCCGUCCAACGACUCCAGGUUCACGUGAGGUUAUCCAUAAGUAUAGACCUUAGCGUUCCAACACUGUGGGCAAGUAAUAUAAUUAUAUUUUUCUCUAGUUAUUCAUUUCGUCACCAUUCUCGGAUUCACGACUCCGAAACCCUUUCAAACAUAGGAAGGAAGGUAGUAAUAUAACUAGUAGGCUGAACUCUUAUAAUAAUUAGAGAUAUAUCAUUCUUUGUAGUACCAAAACUUAGAUCGAUGGUUUCACUCUAUAUAGGCACAUUUUUAUACCUAAUCCUCUAUAUUUCAUUCUUUAUAGGUAUUUCUACGUGAUUAUCUUAUAAUUUUAAAUAUACUUGUCUUUUAUUUCUAUACUUAGUGUCCUAAAUCUACUCCUAUCUCCCAUUAACCACGCCUCUCCCUUUAUAUCAUCCCCCGAUUAAUCCUCUUUUAACUCUCCUCUUAUUUCACCCCCUCCCUUUCCCCUUUUAUAUUCCUCUUUCCUAUUUUUUGUAUUACUACAGUUAGGCAUCAAUUUUUGCAAUCCAUCUGCUUAUUGGGUUUUCUUCACACCAUAACUCGCCCAUCUGAACCAAAAAUGUUAAACUUGCUUUCCUUUACUGAAUAAUAUAGAUUUCCAAAAAUCAUUUCCCUUAUUAAUGUGUGCCUUCGCAAAAUCUAAACGUUUCUUUUUAUUUAUUUUACUGAUAAAAAGUUUUUUCCUAGCUACACAACCUUUAUAUCCUACAUUUCUUAUAACAUUACGAAUGGUCUGUGGCACAACUUUUAUAUUAUAGUCAGUGUCAAUCAUACCUGCUAGUUUGGGUACACUGGUUUUUGGUUCCAUCACAACUGUUAUUAGAAUGGCCGUUUUUUGAUUUGAUUUUAAUUUUUGGAGACGACCAGUACGUUUUUGAUCUUCAAAAGAACCAGUUUCGUUGUAUCGGUUUAUAAUAUAUUGUACAUUGGAGUGCGAUUUUUUUAUUGUUUGAGUAAUAUUUCUGAGAGAAUUUCCAUCUUCUCUUAGUUAAACUACUACUUUACGAACAGCAAUCGGUAUUUCCAUUGUUUAAUGUAAAUAAAUUAAUAAAACGUACAGUACGACUGAUGAGUACGACUGGCCUAGGUACCUACUGUCACGCUCAUUAUGCUUACCGGGUUUUAUCGUUAGAUUAUAUUGCCAGACCAUAUUAUUGUCUUAAUUUAUGAUGGAACUCUCAAUAUCACGAGUUUUUCCCAUUUCAACACUAUUUUUAUCUAAUAUUCAUAUUAUGUACGGAAACUUUUUUGUUGUUAUUUUUCUACAUUUAUUUAUAAAUAUGCACGUAAAUAAUAAAAUAAUUAAUAUAUAUGCUUUAUUUUUCUAAAAACAUAAUUUUCGUGUGUUUCCUAAUAAAUUGUCGUAAAAAAUAUAUAGUUAUUUAACUUUUUAAUUAACAUUAUGUGUAAUGGAAAAAAUCUAACAUUAGUGUACGGAGACUUUUUUGACCCACUGUACAUCAAAUUACCUUCAACAGUGACAGCACUCGAACUCAUUAUCCUAGGACGUCUUUUUUAAAAUGAACAUUAAUUAAUUAAGAAUGUCGUUUCUUUCAAUGCCAUAGUAAAUUAUACGUUUUCUUGGGUUUCUUAGUAUCUAUAUUCACAGUAUUUCUACAAACAGCUUUUUAACUGGAAAUUUUGCUCUAGAAGAUUUCAGUAAUAUUUUCUAGUAGCAACAAUGUAUAUUAAAAGUCAUGAAAAACAUGAACAAUGGUAAUUAUUAUUUUCUUAAUUACACAUCAAUACAUUUAAAUUUAUCAAAACACGUUUAACAAAACUCCGUUAAGAAUCAUUUUUCAUUUUAAAUUAUGUAUCGUUGCGUAUAGAUACAGGUAAAAAUUAAAUUUUAAAAUCCUAAAAUAACCUACAACAGUGGGUACAAAUAAACAUUGUGCGAAAUAUGUCGGCUUUAUAUCUAUUUUUAUAUUAUUAUUAGUUUUAUUUUUUUUAAAACCACAAAAAGCCUAUUCGUCUAUUUUUGAAAUCUCAUGAUACUACUCAUCGAUAAAUAUAGGUUAUAAUAUUAUGAUUGUAUCUAAUACCCUCAAGUAGUUGUUCAUCACGACGUAAUAUAACCAAGGUUCGUUUCGGUUUUAUUCGAAUUUCGUACACUCCGACAAAAUUAUAUAUAAUUUAUUUUGUAUUAAAAAAAAAAACAACAUAGUACCUAUAGACUCAUACAGGGUGUCCCACGAAGAUUUACCCAUUGUAAUAUCUCAGGAGUUAAUAAAGAUAAUCAGAUUAUGAUUUUUUUAUAUUAUUCAUUGGAAUAAGGAUUACAAAUAUUUAUAUUGUAGUUAAAAAAAUUACAAAGAAAAAAGUGUACAGUAAAUUAAUCCUAAUAAUAAUUGUCAAUUCUUAGGGAAUGUAAUUACAGUCUGUUGCAUAGUUAUAGGUACUUUUCUCUGAACUUCAACAAGUUAUUAAAAAUUACGAAUUUAAUGAAAAUAACAAGUUGAUGUAUCAAAAUUUUCAGGAAAAUAAUCUCUAUAAAAUGGCUAUAUCUUCAAAUUUUUUUAAAAAUAAUAAAAUAAAAAGUUAAUUUUUUAAAUUUAUUUUAUCAGAGCGUAACGAAUUGUUUGCAGUAUAAAUAUUUGUAGUCCUUAUCCCUGUGAAUAAUAUAAAAAAAAAAAAAAAACAGAAUUUGAUUAUCUUUAUUAUCUCCGGAGAUAAUACAAUGGUUAUAUCUUCGUGGGACAUCCUGUAUACGAAACAAUAAUAAACUAGUAUAAGGUAAUAAUAUUAAUAAUAAUACCACUGGAUUUUCAGCCGGUUAUUACACAGACAUCUGACCAAUGUGGAUUUUAAUGUUAGCUGUUGGUGGGCGGCCCCAAGUGGGGAUGUUGGAUUAUUUAUGAUGAUGAUGAUGAUCAUUCGAAACCGUGGUAAACAAACGUUCACUGCAGCGGUAGGAGUUAUGACGAUAAAAAAAAAAAAACCGGCUAAAACGGCUGAGUAUCGAGUAUUUCAGGAACAGCCGAAUCCAGUCUUCGUGCGCUCUCGGGUAUAGACGUCGUCCGGACCAAUGUCGAAUCAUUUCUUCUGUACGUUUUGAGGAUAUAAAUUAGUUGGAUUAGAAGAUCGGAUUAAACUGGCAUAAAUUUGUAAAAAGUGGGCAGUGUGUCUUUUUGAGUGAUUUUAUUUAAAAACAAUAUCGGUACGUAUAUUAUGUGAAAUAAAUAAAACCGCGAUAUUGAAGUCAUUGAAGUGUGGCAUACUGAAUACAAUAUUAUUACCACUGCUAUGGCUGAAGAUGGUAACGAUAGUGUUCCAUUUGAAUAACUGCAAUGAUGUCUCGAAUUUUACAAAAUCAAUUAUUUUUAUUUAAUUCAUUUGCACACAGUCGAUAUUUAGAAAGAAUUAUUCGCGACUGUGUUUGAGGAUAUUUUUGUGUCUCGGUAAGAGUAAAAAAAAAAAAAACCACAAUAAUAAUAUACAACAAUAACCACGAAUUCGUUUUAAAAUCAUUUAUAUUUUUUUCAUUAAGUUAAUGGUUUAUAUAUAUAUAUAAUAUAAUAACACGAACAUUUUUCCAGUAGUUUCAUUCUCUCUAAAAAUCCGUUUCUUCGAACUUUACAUAAGUAGUUGUUUUCUAUAGCGUCUGUAGCGUAUCGAUUUUUAUUUUUUCCGUUAAAAAUCAUAUAAAAUAUAUUUAAUAUACAACUAAUCAGAAAUUAAAAACAAAUUGUUAACGAUAAAAUAUGAGCUUUGUUGAAUUUGUAUUUAAAAAACCUACCUAAAAAGAGUCUGUAAUACUUACGGAACAAUAAUUUUAUAUUUUGUAAAACGAAUAUCUAGUUUUUACCAUAACACUGGAUAUAAAAAAUAAUACUUAACUUUAUUUUAUUAGGUACCUACAAUAAUAUAUAUUUUAUUAUUUUAUAGAUGUAUUAUAGGUGUCGUAAUAAUAUUAUGAUCGUGUGAUGGUGGGGGCCAAUUCCGUGAUCAUCAGUUAGUUGUAGAGACAGUUAAUAAUAAAUAAAUUAUAACAUUUACCAUAUACAGUGAAAUAUGUUUAUUUGAUAUUAGUUCCUUCUAACAGCAACAUAAAUUGCGACUUUGUUGCAUAUUUGCAUAUUUUACAAUACGCGUACUGUAUCAUUAAAUAUAUAUUUUAAUAUUAUAUUUAUACAUAUUAUUUUUUCAUAUUUACAAUAAUAUUAGUGAUUUAACGUGCUAAAACAAUUAUAUAUUAAUAUAAUGGUUUGCUAUUAAUAAAAAAUCUCGUUUAUUUUCGGUUGGUAUCAUUCGGCUCGAAUAAAUAUUACGAAAUAAUGUACUGAAAUCGACCGGUAAGAAUAUAAAUUGUUUAAAUAUUUAACAUUUUCUUCCUUUGAUAUGAAAAUAAACCUUGACAAUAUUUUAGUAUCAAGUUACAUGUUAAAGUUAUCAUUUACAUUGAAAAAUCGUAUCAUUUUUUAUAUAAUUUAAUAAAAUAUUUUACAUUAACUUAACUAUCUCUAUAAAUAUUAUUAAGUCCAUUCCAAGUAUUUGUUUUACGGUGUUUUAUUUUUUUAAUCAACGGUUUUAAAAAACUAAAAUAAAAUACUAAUAAUACUAUUACUCUAUUAAAUUAAAAUAGUUAUAAUAAAAACCCAAUUUAUUUCAACACAUUUCACAUUAUUUUCAACGAUUAAUGGGCUUCGGUGUAGUUAUUCAUAUAGAUACAUAUAUACAUUUUAUAUUUAUGUAACAUAGAUAAAUGUGAAAUAAAUUAUUUAACAACACGUCCGUUAUGAAUAAUUAAACUAUUAAUUAGGUAGAUGAAUCGUGAUCAGUAUAAUUAUUAGUAUAUUAAUAGGUAACAUAAUUAAUUUAUAUUAAUAUAAUAUAUGUACCACCUUCUUAAUUAAUAUGUUAUAAUUCGUUUUGAAAUUACAUCAAUCGUGCGGCCUAUUUGACAUCUAGUUGUGACCAUCAUAUCCGGUACAUUUUUUAACAGGUAAUGAAAUAUAUUACAAGAGAUGUUAAGAACUUAAAAUUGCAAUAAUUAUGUAUAAAGUUCUGGUUGAAAAUCAUUCAAUGCUAAUUCAGCGCUCUUACCAAUACCAUGGUCUAUGGUGGGAGACAGCGGCCUUGUUACGAAAAAGACAAAUCAUAUACUUCGCGUAUUAGUGGGUCUUAUAUAUUAUUAUAUUUUAUUUUUCAAAUUUCAUACAAAUAUACUAUAACUGCUACCAUCAUUUUUCUUUCUAAUGUUCGAAUUCGAGUUCGAUAAAAUAUUUUUAAACUUCGGUUCGGUUCGGUUCGACAUUGAGAUCUUUGUUUUUUUGAGUCAGAAUAAAUUGUUGCUAAUACAACUGUUAUUGUAUAGCAAUUAUCUUUUACUUUUUUUCUAGAUAUUUUUGAACUCAUCUUUAUACAACCCUGCUAUAAUGAUGGGGACACCAAAAUUAAAUUGCGUACGACACGAGACUAUCGGCCGUUUUUGCCAGGGCUACUAAAACUGUUCACCUAGUAACAAGAAUACCGUGUCACACAUUAACAUAAUUACUGUGGAAUAUAAUUACAUAGUAUCAUAGAUAAAAAACGAAAAUAUGUUCCCGAAAUGCAAUGAAUAUUAGCUGACCGUAUAAUGAGGUAGUUACUUAUCAGACUUAAAUAUCUCGAUGAAUGCUAAGCCUGUGUAGUUUUUUUUUAAGUAUAAUUUACCAAUACUUCUGGUUGGAUUGUGCAUAAUAUUUCCUAACACGCCCCCGUACAUUAGGUCCUUUUAUUAUAUCGUCGACUUUAAACGUUCGGCAAUUAUCUUAUUCGUAUACCUAUAACACACAUAAUAAAUGUAUCCAAUAUUUUUAUGUAAUUGCCAUAUACAUAUAACAAAUUCAGCCAAACGUAUUUAUAAUUAAAAAAAUACAUAAUAUAUUCAUACACGAUGUUUGAAGAUAUUAAAAUAUAUACACUCGCAAUACGUAUUUUUAUAUAAUAUCUUUAAAUCGCAUUCGAGUGUAAUCCUAAAACAAGUUACUGGAACCUGAUCUUUAUGGGCCGUCAUAUAUUAUAAUAUUAUGAUUAAUAGGUUGUUUUUUUUUUUUUUGCGAAGGUUGUGAAGAGUUUAACCAUAUCGUAACCACCUUUCAAAUUGUUCAAUAAUAUUUCUUCCACGUAUAUUAGAUACCUAAUAUAUAUACCUACCUAUAUAUUAUUUUGGACAUUGACCAAUUCCGUUUUACGUCAUUAUCGAUUAUCAAAAUGUAUACCUAACUAUUAACAUAAUACCUAAAUAGGUAGACAAUUUGAAUUUACCGACUCGUAGGUAUCUAUUCAUUAUUAUAGGCUUGUGCAAAAUUUUUUCGUAGAGUGUGUCAUAAAGAAAAUGGAUAGUUAUUCCUUAAGUAGGUUUCUCCCCCAUUCUAAAAUAAGAAGAUGGUGAAUGCAAAAUAUCAAUCAAUUAAAAAUCGCACUGUUAACUUUAUACCUAUGUUUCACGAAAAAAAAUUAGUUCACCCCUAAAUAUUUAAAAUACGAGUACCUAAUUAAUAUUAUCACUAUUACAAUAAACCGAACUCAAGACAGUAAUAAGUUAAUUGUUUACGGUUAGUUUUAUUUAUUGGUUAACUUAAUGAAAAUUGUGUGUAUCUCAUUAGUUAGCGUUUAAUUUAAUAAAACCCAAAAUAAGUAAAUUUGCGCACGUCUAUGCCCAUCACGAUCCUAAUUUACAAUACUGGAAAAUAUCUCUUAAAAUAGAAAUCUCUACUCACAAUAUUAUUACAAUUUGAUUACGUAUAAUUACGUAUACUCAAUUAUUAAUUAUUGUAAGAAAUAUUUAAAACAAAAUAUAAUAAUAAACAUUUAGGUAUACAUGAAAAGAUUAAUAAUUAUUUUAGGGAGUUCAAGAUUUUAUUUUUUUUUUCAUCAGAUAUUCUACUUAUGAUAAUAUUAUAAUAUUUUUUUCCUUAAAAUUGAAUAAUAUUCCCUGAUUUUUAUUUUUAAUAUUAUUAAAUUUAAUUUUUAGUGUAACGAGUAUCGUUUUGAGGAAAAAAAGCUUAAUUGUACUGGCAAUGUUUGUGUAAAACAAACGAUGAGGUAUUUAUAACGAGUUUUAACGAUUUUAUAGGUAAAAUACCUAAAAUAAAAUGUAUAGAUUUCAAUUUGAAUAUUCAAUUCAUAACCAUAGGUAUAAAAAACAUUCAUUUUCUAAAUAAAUUAAUUUUCUCAUGUGAUCUUUCUUAUUUGUUUUUUUUUCUUUGGGCAGGGGACCGAAGUUUCAUUCGCCAAAGUCAAAGUGCAGUUAUGGCUCGGGACAAAAUAAAGAAGCUAUACCGAUUCAGUAAUACCGUUUCGUUCUCUUCGUUUAUAAUAUUUUACUGUAUAAACGUGAUAAAUUAGAGGUCGAACGUGCGUCGAUACACGCGAUUAAUCGUUUUUUGAGAGUUAUAUUACUCUAGGUACGCGUCAAAAUAAUUUUCGUAAUACUUUCGUCGGGAAGUAUAGGAUACGGGUACUCCGCGAGGUUUCCAUAGGUACGUUAUUAUUACGGUAUUGAAAAUCACGAGCGGCGCAAAAAAUGUUUUAUACACAAAUAUAUUAUAUUAUUUUAUAACGACCGGAACUUCGCGAAUCGAACUCGAAGAUAUUAUGUAUAUAAUGUUUUCAUUGUUCCGCGGCAAAACGCAUUAUUGAAUCGUCAUCCGAGUGGCGCAGUUUAAUUUUCGAAAAUAUUAUGUACAACAAUGUGGAAUAAUAUUAUAAAUAGGGUAUUGGAAACGGUACAGUGUCGGAGUAAAGUACAAUAUUACGGCCGGUGUAAUGUUCCGGAGUGGCUUGUCGCGAAGCGAUUCGCAAAUAGCGUUUUAUACACUCGACGUUUUUUGCCGCCGCCGCCGCCACGCUGGCCUGCGGGUGUACCGGUGCAACACUCGACGCGCGCGUAAUAUUACACCGCGCGCAGUAAUACUACUAAUAAUAAUAACGUAACCGUACGAAUUUACCGACAAUCGGGGGAAACAAAAGCCCGGUGCAGAAUGCGAAAACUGUUUUACAUUUUGUGUCGAUGUAUAGGUCUAGGUAUGGGUGCAUGUAGACAGGAAGGUUGUACAACUGCCAGACGAGUGUCGUCGAGUUAAAUUGUUUAAAUUGCGCGCACGAAUCGUAUAUUAUUGUAGUGGGUAUAUAGAAGGUACAGUAUAGUAAUGGUCGAAUGCUUUAAAAACGUGAACGAAAAAAAACUCGUGAUUGUUUCUUGCUCGUCUAGCGAAUCGAUAGAAGAAAAAAAACCAGAAAUAAUAAAACCUAGCGCGCACACAAAACAUAAUAAUAAAUAAACGAUCGGACGAGAAUGCGGGAGACUAGCCGUGGCAUAAAAUAAUAUGGUACCGUCCGAUCGAUUCAAUCGUGAUUCCGUUGGCGUUUCCUCCGUUUCGAUACAUUCGUUUAUAUUCACCCGGUAUAUACCUACAAAAUAUAUGCACUAAGCACUUACUCCGUUUGGGUUUUUUUCGGGUCGUUUGUUUACCAGCGGCGGCGUCGGCCCGAAUGGAUCUUGCAAUAAGGGGACCACUCAUGUCUAAGCAUGUCUCCCCCUCCCCCGUGCCCCCGUUGAUAAGUAUAACGUCAUUAGAUAUGCAAAAUUCAGGGAAGGGGAAACUAACAAAAAAAAAAAAACAAAAAAAUUCCUCCCUGGACGAUCGUAAGAAGGUGAUGACGUCUUGUUCGCGAGCGGGAUAUCUUUUGCACGGCGGCGGCGGUGGCGGUGGCGUGGCGAUGGGUUUGCAGUGUGCAGUCGGACUAAAUAAAAGGCAAUGAGGGAAAAAAUACUAAAGAGACGGUGGUGAGACGACGGGAGGAAAUGCCGGGCCGAGAGAAUUCGAGUCGUGUACACAACACUAAACUUAUGUAAAUUAGUGCCGAGGACUCGACCCAGUGUAUACACAAUUGAGGCGAAAAGCUUCUCUAGUGUUUUGUAUACUUAUAACCGGCCGAACCGUUUGUAUUUUUAUUUCCCAGUCCUUAUUUUCGUAUACACUACGACGCUAUGACGGCCCAUGAUUUUUUUUCUCGUUUAAUAGGGUUUUUUUUCUUUUUCUCUCCGUCGCCGCCGCCACUGUCAGCCCAUAAAAGAAACAGUUCAAUUUUUUUUUUGUGUCUUUUUUCUCACAUUGCUUUUAUACGUAUACUAAACCUACGGGAAAGUGUUUUAAAUCGAAUCAAAAAACAAUUGUGUUUUAGUCCGUUGCAUAUUGUAUAAAAAUAAUAAUAAUAAUAAUAAUAAUACGCUUUACACUUUAAUACGAGAUAUACAUAACCUCCGAAAAGACUGCUGAAUAUUUUAUACAAAGUAUAAUACGCGUGCGUACAUUAUAGUAUUAGUAUUUUGUGGAAACUCGCACUCAUCGUUUUAUUAACAGACCCAUAGGCAUAAUAAUAUAAUGUUUAAAAUAUUUUAAUGCGAAUCUUAAAAGGACGCGACACACCCAGUAUUUAAGGGGCCGUACAGUGGGAGUCAUAAAACAAUUUCAUACGAAUUUCCUAUGUUUUUUCUCGGUUUUUCACAUUUGUUGAGAAAACUCUUCGGAAAAUCGAAAAAUGACCUGUUUAAAGUAUCUUCCCAGUCAUAUUUUCUUUCAUAAAAAGUGUUAUCAUUGUAAAUCGGAGCAAAAUUGCUAGUAGAAAAGUUAUUCACAGAAAAAAAAAACCAAUACAUUCCUCACUCCAUUCAGAAUCUAAAAUCAUACUAUCUUCUAUGGUUAUACCUAAUCUGAAUAUGAAAAUUUAAAAGCUUUAUCCAUAAAAGCCAAUUUGUAUUCAAUAAAACAAUCUUGUUCGUAUUUGGCUAAAAUAUAUAAUUUCAUAAAACUACUGACUAAACAUUCAUAAUUUUAAGCCAAUGUGGGGAGAAGGUAUAACCCCAAUAUAUUCCACCAUACAUACCGCUGUCUUAAAGUCGUAUAUAAAAAUGUAUGACAUAUUAUUAAAUAUAGACUGAAAUUAUUCGAAGUUAAAUAAUACCCCAUAAUAUACGAUUUAUUAAAAUUAAGUCGAUAUUAUAAUAUGCUUAAAAACUAAAAAAAAUAUACUGUUUUUCAUCAAUGACUUUUGAUAGGGUAUGGUAGAUUGAAUCAGUGAUUCUAUAAGUAUAUUAACUCCAAAGAUCCGUAAAAGAUUUCUAAAGCGAAAUUUUAAAAACCAUCAAACUAUAAGCCCGAUAUUGUUUAUUGUUUGUUUUCUUCCAAAUAAAAUUACCUGUUUAAAACUUAAAUUAAGCCCAAUCUGAAUAUUAAAAAAAUACGCUUUAUUUAAAUAUUCAUACCUGUUAUUUUCCAAAAAGUUUCCCACGGGAUAAAAACUUUAAAAAGUUUAUUCAGUCAACUUUUUUUUUUGUAAACUCGUUUUAUUACAGCUCAAGUGUUUCAUAUAAUAUCACUUUUUUCCUAUAAAACGCUACCGUGUUCGAAAACACAACAAAUUCAAACAAGUAUAAUAAUAAUGUUAAAAAUAAUCUUAUGUACACUAAGAACUUGUAUAUUCUGUUGAUAAAAAAAAGAAAAAAAGCAAACAAACAAACAAACAAGAACCAAAACCACGUGUCACAAUAUUAAAUAAUCGCGGUUGCGGUCCUCGAAUCUGGCGUUCUCCAAGUUAAAUAACAUUUGAACAAUAAAAAUAGUUCUUAUGACAUCAUAUUAUUGUAUUGUAGUAAUGAAUGCAUUAUUGUUGUAUGCUCUAAUGUACAAUAAUAGUAUUAUAACAGUCAAAUUUCAAAAGGAAUUUCAAGACUGCGAGCAUGUUCAAAAGAAACAGACGAUUUAUAAGGAGUUUUUCGUAAAAAAAAAAAAAAAAAAAAAAAAAUACUUGCUGUAAAAACUUAUUUUAUGAGUCAAAUCGUAUUAUAAGAAACGUCAAGUGAAAUAAAAAUAAAAGGUACAGAUGUGUCAAACCAUUGCUAAUCAAAUACGAUUCUGAGUUUAGUUAUACUUGUUUUAAAAGGGCAGAGUACGUUUGGAUCAAGAACGUUUGGGUCACUAAUAAAACUGUAACUCGUUUAGACCAAUAUUUUUAAAUUUCUAUAAAAGCUCGCUAAAUAAAUGUUCAGUUAAGCUGCGAAAACGAAUUUUCAAAUUAAGUAAAAGGUAAAUUAUUCAGUUUUACAUACAAUUUCUGUGUACCAAUUUUAAAACAUACCAUAAAUCCAGUGAUAUUAACAUAAUAGAUAUAUAUGUAACAAGGUUUUAUAUUCAAUAAUACAACACAAAUAAAAUACUACUAUACAAAGUCUUUUUAAAUAAUAACGUUCAGUUAAACUAAUUUAAGGAAAACUCUGGUCAAAACGGGCUAUAAAAUUGUAAUAUUUUUACUACUAAUGGGUCUUCAAAAUUGGUCCAAACAGAUUGUGAUUCAGAAAAAUUGGUCCAAACGGAUUCAGCCCGUUUUGAAAUUCCAUAAUUUUAGAUUCAAAGUGUAGAGAAGGAUCGUUUGGUUUUACUAUGAUGUGUUUUUUUAUUUUUAUAUUUUGUGUCUGUGAGCAAAUUUAUUUAAUUUGUUCCGAAGUAUGAAGUGUAGCACCUUUUCUGAAAGGUAAUUUUUGCUACUUGAUACAUUUAGUCAUUAAGUUAUUUUUUGAUUUUAAAGGGGUUUACAAAAUAAUUGGAAAAAACUGGAAAGAGAAUUCCAUUAAUUAGGUAAAAUUAUAGGUAAAACGGAAAAUAUUUACAGCAGGAUGCAGCGUUACUGAUUUUAUUGUUUCUAACUUUACAACUUUUUCCACCAGAAAUAUUGCUCCAAACGAAAAAUGAAAAUAUAUCGAUUUUGUUCCUUUUAAUAUAAAAGCUACUGACAAAGAAAGUCGGCUUUUGAUAGUCAAUGUAUUUAAUGAUAACAAUUAAGAAAAAUCAAAAAAGACGAAAAUUACGAUGUUUUUCAAAUUGUAGUGCAACGAUUUCAUGACUUUACAUUUGUUCGGCUUAUGUUUUCUACCAGAAAUAUUGCUCCAAUAGACAAAUAAGAAGACAUUUUUUUGUUAAAUUGUUAAUCUAGUGGAUGACCUAGAAAGACAUUUUUUAAUUUUCCAAGGGAUUUUCAUAAGAAUUGGGAAAACCAAAAAAAAAAAAAAUUAUUGAAAAACAUCAAAUAUUUACUGCACGUCACGACUUUACCAAUUUCACUAUUUUUAAUUUUUAUGAACUAUAUGUUCUACCAGAAACAUUGUUUUAAUCAAAAAAUCUCAAGUAACUUUUUUUUUGUAUUUUUAAUCUAUUUAGUGAGUUAGAAAGUCAUUUUUAAUAUAUUAACAUAACCGAAAACAAAAACGUAGAAAGAACGGCAUAAUUUACGAAAAUAAUGAUUUUUAUAUUUUUAUAUCAAAGUCCAAAAUUAGAAAUAUCGUAAUUUUGAUAACAAGUUUUAUUUCCGAAGCUGUUUUGUUCAUCCAUCCAACGAUUCAUUGCGAACUAAGCAGUAAGUCGUGCUGAUAAUGAGAAGCACGUAACCUCCGUCCCAAUCACUAUCAUACACACUCUUAACCCCACCUUAAAUCAUUCCGUUUCACUUGUAUAGUAUCAAUAUGUCUGAAAAAAAAAACCAUAUAUUAAGUAUUCACUCCAAAUUUUCGUACCAGAUUCACCGAGGUGCGAUAAAUAAAUCACUAUGUACGCCGGCUAUCGCGAGAAAUGCGCAACGAAUUGUUAAUAGUUACGAAACUGUUGGAUUUUGUCACGUCUAUCGAGGACUCGGUAUGCAAAUAUUGGCAUUUAAAAUACGCCUAAUAUAACUCACAUGGUAUAAAACGCGGUGGGGCUGAUAAUAAUUAAUAACACCGGUAUGAUUCGACCGAAAUUUUUAUAUGUAAAACGGAUAAAUCUGCGAUUUCGAAAGUUGACACGUGCACAGAUUUUCAGAUUCACUGCUGACAUACGGUUAUUAAUAUGAAAAUUAAUUUAUUAUGUCGAUUUCGGAAGAAAGUCAUUCUCCAUCUGAAAAUACUAAAAACACAUAAAACCCUCAGAAUGCCGAACAAUAUUUAAAAUUUAAAUGUCGUGGAGACUAAAUUUUUUUUUUUCUAAUAAAAUUAUUAUUCAUUUCAAAGUUUAAAUUUAUACAUGUAUACAAAUUAUGGUCUGAAAAUAAACGGAAAAUACUAAUAGAAUAGCCGUUUCCUAAUACCCCCCCCCCCUCCCGAAAAAUAUUAACCCUAACAACGAUGUAAAAACGGACUGAAUGUUCACCCCCCCCGCAGGAGAACGGAAUGGGGCGCAAAGAGGACACGGCGACGGCGGCGGAACAGCAGCAGCGACAGCAGUUCAACACGACCGUACAGUUCGACGAUAUCGGCGGCGGACGCGACGGCGUGCGCGCGGUUCGAUGGUGCGACGGCAAGCUGCCGGCCACCGCGGCCAACGUUGCGGUCGCGCUUGUAUCCGUGGCUAUCGCGUGGUGUCUUUUGUACGUGAACACGACGAAGGAGCUGAUGACCCCGCCCACCGGAAGUCUGGCGUCCAUAUUCGUGUUGUACGUUACCGGCUUGGUGGCCGGUCAGCUCAUCACAAAGGUUGGUGGCCUCCCGCCACUGUUGGGCAUGAUGUUGGCCGGCAUCGCCUUGCGUAACUCCGGUCUGUACAACAUCACCGGAUGGUGUACCCAUCUGGUGUCCACGAUGAGGUGAGCAUAAUAUUGUCCCGGAAUGUGACAUACCGCAAUAAAAGCAAAAUCAUUGACCAGUGUUAGGAAGAAACGCGUUUCCCUCAUAGGAACGAAGCUCAUUUUCAUCAAUCUUUCAAAUAAUAUAUAUUUUUAUUUUUUAUCUUUUAGGGUAGAAACCAGGAAAUUUAUUUUAUUUUAUUUAAUAAGAUUUUAAACAUGUAGAUUCUAAGAAGUAAGAAUAGUUUCUAAUUUUAGUUUUCCUACCUUCCUAACUUCUCAACCACAAUAGUAGUUGCAGCCGCCCCCAGUAUCUUUUUUUUAUAAAUAUGUAAUACGUGUAUUCAUAAAAAAAACGAACAAAGAAGCGAGUUCCUUUUUUAAGGAACGAGAAACGAGAACAAAUUAAUUUUUAAAAAGAACUUUCCCAGCACUAUUGACUACAGUUGAUUUCAAAAUUUUCUUUGUUAUUGUAGUUUUUGAAAAGAUACGAACAUACUUAAUUUAACGUAUUUAAGAGUACUCCCAAUGUUUACAUUACCAAUAUAAUACCCAUACUUACGAUGGACUACACAUGUUACGCAGAGAAGCGGCACUCACGACGAUUCUGGUCAAGGGUGGCUUGGAACUGAACGCCGGCCAAUUGCGUAAGCUCAGUGCCGCAGUGGCCAAGCUCACACUGUUGCCAUGCAUCGCGGAAGCAGUGGCCGCGGGCAUAGCAGCACACUUUAUUCUGCCAAAUUUCUCAUGGAUUUGGGGCUUGACGCUCGGGUGAGUACGAAUCAGUGAAGUUCACUGCGGUGUUUUUUGUUAUAGUGCACUUUUUUUUUUUUUUAAAGAAGACUUUUGAAAACUCUGAGAUUGAAUAAUUUUCGAGUUAUCUAUUAUUAAACAGCUUUUCGGGUGUUUUUCAAGGUUUACGCUGUCCGCAGUCAGUCCGGCUGUACUCGUGCCGAGUCUGUCCCGACUCAAACGUCUGGGCUACGGUGAAGUAAACGGCGUCAAUACACUUUUGAUCGCCGCUUCGAGUUUGGACGACAUCGUAUCCAUCAGCGCUUUCGGUAUUUUACUGGGCAUUCUAUUCUCGAGUGGUAUGUAUACGUUCUUUAGUUCCAGGGAAUAAGAGCCCAAUUCAACUUUGUAUAGUUAGUUUUGAAGCUAAAUUUCUAUAUUUCUAUUACCUAUUUAUGAUGGAGUUUAAAAAUUACCUCGUAGUAAUAUUUUAAUUUUCAGUAUAACGUGCGUUGGAAUUUACAUACAUACACGUAUACAGUUUAUUGUGUUUAGACUGAAAAAUAUAGAAACAGAAAUUAGUACUUGCAUAAGAUAAUCAUCCACUUAUUCCACGUCAUAUUUUAUACUGCAUUCUUUCCAGUAUAGUUGCUGUCUUUCUAGUAGUCGAAUAUCGUAAGAUCUCUCAUUUGGUUGUUCUUACUACCCUUGUUUUCACGACAUAUACCCUGAUGCCAACAUCAACCUUCUUUUUGAAAUCUUCCUUCUUGGCCUUUGAGAGCGUUCAUAUAGAUUAUCAUUUUGUCAUUGUGUCUAUUCUCCUGAGUGGGUGUCAGUACAGAAAUCAUAUUGUAAUAUAUUCUUCUGAUAAUUUUCUUAUGAAAUACACUUAUUAUACUCUGUUAUAUUAUUUACUACAAAAAAUAAUUAAAAUGUUCUCUACAUUAACAAUAUUAUUUUCAAAAUAUAAUAUUAUACUUUGUAUACAUUAUACAUAAAUCAAAUAAUUUCAUUCAUUAUAUCCUCGAGCGAGAUAUAAAUAUUAAAUUUCCAGAAAAACAUGUCACGGUAUAGUUUAACGCGAACCGUAAAUCGAUUUUUGUUUUUAAUUAAAAAAGUUUAUUAUAAUAUUAUGACAAAACCAGGCAGUUUGACGAGCAAAAUAAUUCAAGGACCCAUCGACGUAUCGAUAGGCACCCUAUUGGGACUGCUAUGGGGUUUCUUUUUGAUCUACGUGCCGCCUUCGCCGUGGGCCGUGAUAUACAACACACAAGAAAUUGAAGAUCAAAAUACCAAAAAAUCACAAGUAAAUAAAUAGUGUAUUUAUUAUUUAUAUACUUAAUAUUAAUAAUGGAUACCUACAUAUUAUUAUUAGGCGCUUAUUAUUUAACCAAAAUAUUAGAAUAUUUAGAUUGAUUUUACCAAAUGUUUGGUUUUAACUUUUCGAAAAAUAUGAAUAUAAUUACUAAAUAAUAUGUACAUUAAAAAAAAAAAAAAAAGAUAAGACGAUUAGUGACGGCCAAGAGAUCGUUUCUGUUGGGCGCCGGAGGAUUAUUGGCGGUGACCGGGAGCACGUGGUCCGGAUAUCCAGGAGCUGGUCCGUUGGCAUGCAUAAUAUCGGCAUUCGUGGCGUCCACCGGUUGGCGACGGGCGCUCAAAGAGCAGAACCGCAAUAACCCGACGAUUUCAACCAACGACGGCGGAGUUGAACAACAAAACAAUCCUGUGGUAGACGUGUUCGAAUACGCUUGGGUAGUCCUCCAGCCGGUGCUGUUCGCAUUCAUCGGUGCUGAUCUAGACUUCCAGCUGCUCAAAAGCGGCAACUCCAUCGGUCUGGGACUUUUGGUACUCGCCUUCGGACUUGUAGUACGUAAUUUUAAUUUUUGGUCAGACGAAAUAUUAGAGAUAAAAUGAUAUCAUAUUAUUAUGAGGAUACGAGGAAUUAACAAAGGAAGAGGUAAUGAAUGUAUAGAGAUUUUUAGAGUGAAAAAAGAGAGUAACUGACACCACCACUUUCGUGGGAUAAGACAAAGCCAAAAAGAUUAUUCUAUAGACUUUUUAUAUUCUUUAUAUUAUUGCGUGACAGGAAAUAUUUUAAAUGCAUUUGUACCCAUAGACAGUAAAAACAUUGAAGGGACAUAACGCCUUUUCAAUGAAGAAAAAUAAGAAAAAAAUAGUUUUCUAUAAACUAAUAAGAAGAUUUAAAAUAAUGUGUACUUUUAUUAUAUUUUUAUGGUGCAAUAAAUUGCAUUUAAUUACUUAAUCAUAUCUAAAAAAUAACAAUAUUUACUAAUUAAGAAAAGACGUUUAGAAGUUGAGAAAGUCAUAACCUACAAAAAACUACAUGGCUAUUCCACCUAUUGUUUUAAUAAUUUAUUUUGCAUUAUAAAAGUUUAUAAUCGCAAUAUACAUAUGAUUGUUAAGAUAACAUAAUAGUUAAAAAAAAUAUGUAGACUGAUAAAACUAAUUUCCAAAUUUUGAAUUUUUCUCUAUAUCGCAUCGUCAUUACUAUCCAAAAUAUAUAACAAAAGAAAGGAUUGAUACAUAUCCGAAAAGGCCAUCGUGGAUAUUAUCAUUUUUUGUUUAUAUAUAAUUUUUAAAAACCGACACAAUCUGUUAUUCGAAUACUUAUCGUUAAAUAUAAUUAUAGUAAAAUGUAAAUACAUAUUUUGGUUACGAAAAAAAUUACGUUUUAAUUUAAAAUUAUCUAACAUGGUUUUGAAAUAUUUUAACAAUUUUCAACGAUUCACGCGGGAAUGUCACUGUGGUGUAAACUGUACUUAACAAAAACAUGGGAAUAUAGGAAAGGAUUUAACAUGUAUACGGUACUGUACUAUUACAAUAAUAUUAAAAAUUAUUCUAUACACAUUUUUGACAAUAUACAAGUUUUUAUAUUCAUUAUUAAAUAGAAUUUUAAAUAAAAUUUUGAUUCAUUAAAAGCCAUACAGUAUUUGUAUUAAUUAAUUAAAUUAAUUUAAAUUUAGCAAAACUUAGUAUAAAUCGUGAUUUUGUUUAAGUAUAAGUGAUAAGGAAUGAUAAGAUUUAUCGUUAUGUUUGAUACAAAAGAGUUUGUAUCAGUACCUAGCGCAAGUUCAAUUUUUGUCUUAUUGUAAUAGCGCUUGAAAAUACGUUACAUUUCAAAACGCGUUUUAUCGUUUCAAUGACAAUACUUAGAUAUUGGUAUCGCCGUUCAUCGCUAACAUUGCAUUUUCGAAUGCACGAUUAUUUAGGUAUAAUAUAUAGAUUAUAGAUACUAAUUAUCAGCGAACAACGUUUGUCGUGUAUUCCGAGAAUACCCCUCUCCUACUACCAUAAUACCCAAUAUUCACCUAUAUCAUGACAUGUCCGUAUAAUACAAUACAUUUUAAUAUACAUGUUUUGUCCGUUUUGUAGGUCCGCCUGAUUGUAACUACAUGUUCGGUGAUCGGGACAAGAUUUAGCCGCAAAGAAGUACUAUUUGUCAAUAUCGCGUGGCUUCCAAAAGCCACCGUACAGGUAAUAAUCAAACCGUUGUACUUGCAGCCAAUUAGACCCGUGUCCAUAUUUUAUCGGCCCCCUCUACCCUUCCCUUCCUCUACCGCACCUCACUCUUAAAGUACCGGAAAAUCGGAUUCCCGGCCUAUAACUACAACCAACAAUUUAGCACGCGUUUAUAAUAAUAAUAAUAAUAAUAAUAUUAUUAUUAUUACAAUUAUAAUACGACAAGUUCCGCCGACCUCUGGGUACACAAUAUAUUAUUAUAAUUCGUGUGAUUUAUAGGUUAAUGCGUAACUCGAUGCGAUUUUCUCCGAUACGCGGUUUUGCUGGCAAACUCCGCGUUAGAUAAGGGUUUUAUUUUAAUUUUAAUUUUUUUGUGAGAGGGCUUGCUAAGUUUCACUAGUUUUACUCACGAAAACAAUGUUUUGGUCGAUAAAAAUCAAAGCUGGAUAGUAAUUAGUUAAAAACCUUUAUAAAUUAAUAAUAACUUGUAAGUUAAUUUUUUAAAUAAACUUUAACUUACCCAGUUAAAAACAAAAAAUGAGCAGAUAAUGCUCAUGGGUGUACCACUGUUGAUGGUAGGAAACUGAGAAUAUAAAGGAAUUCAAUUUCUAUUUAUAAACAAUGAUAAAUCAUUACUAACGUGAAAUAUGAUUCUGAACGAAGUUCAGUUAUGUUUUAAAAUAUCAUGAUAUUUAAGAUUUUUGUUAAAAUUUGAUCCCAAAGCGCCAAAAUUUUUAUUAGCAGGUAUCUAGUAGUAUGCUUUAUUCCGGAUAUUUAAUUUUGAACUAAAUCGUUCGAUAAUUCUAAACUUAUUACAAUAAACACAUUUAUUGUUUAUCUGAUAAGAGUCCGAUAGAGCGUGCCACACUCACACAGUUAAACGCGUAUGUAUAUUAAUAUUUCAUCAUCACGAUUAAAAUGUUAACUAUUAUUGUUUAUUGACGAUUUUAAAUAUUUUAAAAUUUAUAAAAUAUUAAUAUUGGUACAAAUUAUAUUUAUUUGUUUAUACAUUUGUCGUUUUUGUCAUAAUAUAUUGAGUACCUAUAUUUUUAUUUUGGCACUUAUGUUUAAAUAAUUUUGGCACAAAUGACAUGUAAUUUUUACGUCAUUGGCACUUAUGUCGUAAAACUUUCUUAUUCACUAACUGGAUCCAAAUGCAAUGGAAAUGGUCUCUUGUUAUUUUUUGAUUGAAUCAAAAUUUCAAAAUUCGUAUAUACUAAUAAAUUAGGUCCUAUGUAAUUCAUCGGCAAUGUUCUACCAAAAGACCCACGGUGUGAUAAAGUAUUUUUUUAUCUUUUUAAUUUUGUAUGAUUUUAAUUUUUUUAUUUUUUAGGCCGCUCUCGCCCCAGUAGCUUUGGAAAUAGCGAGGAUUUUGGGCACAGAGCAAGACGUCCAAUGCGCAACACAAUUGGUCACGAUCGCAGUGAUCUCGAUUUUGUUGACGGCACCACUAGGUGCGUUUAGCAUACAGUUAUUUGGUCCCAGAUUAUUGCCGAAAUCCAAUUGACACACAACCGUCGCAUAUUUGAAUACGUAAUAUCACAUUAUAGUUUUUAACAUUUCGAAUUUUCCUUAAACGAGCAUUUUUUUCCCGCGUAUUUUAUUACAAGACCGACUACAAAAAUAAUCUUUGUUCUCGCGAAAUUCGUGAUGCAAAUAUUAUUUGUAUACUUACAAAAAAUCGUUCUACAAACCGUUUUCGUGCGUGAACUAUAAUAGUUUAUACAUUCGAUUUAAGAUAUUGAUAAUCAACAAUUACACGGUUUCGUAUAUUAUAAUAAUAUUAUAGAAAAUCUAAAUUUAUGUCUAAUCAUAAUAUACGUGAACAUCAGCGUAUCAACUCAUAUUACUUAAUGCUUUUCAAUAUCUAAUAAGAUGUUUUUUUAUCACUAAAAACAAAGUUAGUAAUUUUUAGGUAAUUUUUUCUUUUUGGCAAAUUUGAUCAUAUUAUUAAAAUAUCAAUCACCUGUUAAUUUUUUUUUUUUAAUAAUAAAACAAAAACCGAAAUAUAUAUUUACAUGUAUACUUUUUAAAGCGAUUCAUCUAUAAUUGCAUACUGAAUUUUCGUGUUCUUUUUAUUUAAAGCACGUAUUCAGUAUGUACAAUUUAAAAAAAUAAUUUAGUUUUGCCAUGUUUUGAAAUUGUAUAAUAUAAUAAAAUAUUAGUUUAUAUAUACUGUGUAAAUUAUGUAAAUCGUCUCUUGCAACAAAAAGUUUAAAAACACAAGGGACAUAUGGAUUUUGUACCUUUUACAAUAGAUAUAUGAUCGUAAAGCCAAACAGAAAAAUAUAAAUAAACUCGUGUCAUAAAAGAAAAAUGAAUCGUUCUUCACAAUAUUAAAUUUUAGUACAUAGAUUGAAUUCGCAGCAGUGUAUAUUGCGUGUAACAACUUAAAUCGCUUAAAUGUUAUUCAAAGUGACAUAAUAAUAGUAUAGGAAACUUAGAUAAUAUAGUAUAAUAUCCUCAAAAAUACCGGAAAAAAAUAUCUUUCUGAAAAAUAUAUUUAUAAAAAAAAAUUACACCACGAGUGAAACUAUCAAAACAACAACAAUAUAUUAUUUACGAAUUAUAAAUAAAUCCGUAGUAUUUAUUCCAAAUUAAAAAUUCAAUAAAG
Messenger RNA from Cinara cedri, 26050 nucleotides. The record is from the annotation of a GenBank genome assembly. Lineage: Eukaryota; Metazoa; Arthropoda; Insecta; Hemiptera; Aphididae.